AUGAAGCAUCACUUGGUGAUAGGCACGUGGACUCCGCCAGGUCGGCUGUACACCGUCGCAUUCGACGACGAGGCCUUGACUUUGGAGUUGGUCAAGAAGACAGAGAUUCCAGAGGAUGAGCCAAUCUCAUGGUUGACUAUUUCUCAUGACAAGAAAACCCUCUACGGAGCUGCCAUGAAAAAAUGGAACAGCUUCGCCAUCAACAGCCCAACAGACAUUGUACACCAAGUCGCCCAUCCUCUUGCUGGUCACCCUCUGGCCUCCAGUAGCGAAAGCAACACCCGCGCCAUCUUCGUCCUGGCCGCGCACAAACCCCCUUAUAACGUCUACGGCGCGCCCUUUUACAACUACGCGGGCUAUGGCAAUGUCUUCUCCGUCGACCCCUCCGACGGCCGUCUGGUCAAGAAUGUCCAGAACUACGAGUACCAGGACAACACAGGCAUCCACGGCAUGGUCUUCGAUCCCACAGAAACCUACCUCUACUCGGCCGAUCUGCAGGCCAACAAGAUCUGGACCCAUCGCAAGGACGCUCAGACUGGCGAGCUGACCCUCGUCGACUGUCUUGAGGCCCCAUCGCCAGAUGACCACCCCCGUUGGGUCGAUAUCCACCCCAGCGGCAAGUAUCUGUACGCACUGAUGGAGGCGGGCAACCGGCUGGCGGUGUAUGUGAUUGACGAGAAGCGCAACGUCCCUGUCUUCACUCACAUCACCUACCCAUUGCUCCCUGCGGGCGUCCCUCCCACAAACAAAUACCGCGGUGAUGUCUGCUUCACCACGCACAGCGGCGAGUACCUGUUUGCGACUACCCGCGGAACCUACGGCCGCCCCUGGACCGGAUAUAUCACAGCCUUUAAGCUGGGUCCUAAUGGUAACGUUGAACGACAGCUGUUCAUCCACCCCACGUCCAACAGCGGUGGUCACUCCAAUGCAGUCAGCCCUUGUGACUUUAGCGAUGAGUGGUUGGCGCUGUGCGACGACCAGGACGGGUUCGUGGAGAUAUAUCGCUUCAAGGAUGAGACGCUGGCCCGGGUAGCUAGGCUGGAUAUUCCGGAAAAAGGAUUCGGGAUGAAUGCAGUUUGGUAUGAUUAA
Messenger RNA from Aspergillus fischeri NRRL 181, 1089 nucleotides. Its product is annotated as lactonase family protein. The transcript has 4 exons. NCBI's taxonomy places the organism in Eukaryota, Fungi, Ascomycota, Eurotiomycetes, Eurotiales, Aspergillaceae. Gene Ontology annotation, molecular function: 6-phosphogluconolactonase activity; protein binding. The coding region runs from base 1 to 1089 and encodes 362 amino acids. The record is from RefSeq and is a predicted model, not a curated record.